GUAACAUUGCUGGACCGUCUUUUGCGACAGUUGGGCAGUGCUACAUCAAGCAAAGCUAUGAUGGGCCGCUUAGACGAUGAGAAGGAAGAAGAAACACGCUUCUUAGUAUCUUGGGAAGUCUUUGCCAAGCAGUCUGAAACUUUCCUGCUUUUCUCUCCUGACUUGAACGUCACCCGCGCUCGUACUUUGGCGUACUUCCAGGAAGUCGAGCAGGAAGCCCAGGAGCAAGGAGCAAAGAUGAAGCACCUUUUCCAGUGGGAGAAAGAUGGCUGGGUCAUGGAGUUCCCAGACCAGGGGUCCGAAGCCCUUGCCGCAAAAAUGGCGAAGUGCUUGUACCGGAGGCGCAUCACGCUCAUCGAUAGCUACUUGGACAGCUAUUUCCCCGAGUUUGCGGCAUAUCGAGACGUCUGCAUGUGGUGGAAAUACUACCUGUGCACUGAUCCCAUUGUCUUCCGCUUCCAGCCCUUGGAGUUCUCAGAGGGUCACCUGCAGUGGGUGAUUGAUGUACAUCCACGGUGGCAGAAGCGGUGCUACAUCGUGAAGUCUUUCGGGCAGGGCAACCAGGCAAAGAUGCUUUUCCAAAAGCUGGAGAAACCGGUCAGGGCCUUGGCAAUCCAAGAUUUCUGCCUCUGGAAGGUGCUACCAAAGCCAUGA
This is a messenger RNA of Symbiodinium pilosum, 654 nucleotides long. The record is from the annotation of a GenBank genome assembly. NCBI's taxonomy places the organism in Eukaryota, Dinophyceae, Suessiales, Symbiodiniaceae.